AUGAAAGACUUACGCGGUGUAACAAGGGCCCGUACCUUCGGACGGCUUGGAGCCCUCUGGGGCUAUUCACCUGCACCUAUGCCUCAGCAGCAGCAGCAGCUGCUGCUACAGCAGCAGCAGCAGCAGAAGGGGCAGCAACAGCAGUCUUCCACGUGGCUCUCGGCUUCUGGCCGUCGCAUGGGUAUAUCUAGCGGAGGUAACAGCAGCAACCCACCGAGCAACGCCCGCAGCAGCAGCAGCAAGAACAGCAGCAGCACCAACGACAUCACAACCAGCAGCAGCAGCAGCAGCACAAGCUGCAGCAGCAGAAGCUCUCAAGGGUCGGAAGGUGACCCUUUGCUGGUGGAAGAGCGUCGGGGGCCGCGGGGGGCCCCCUCUGUCUUUACUGUGAGCUUGAAUCGCCCGGAGCGUCUCAAUGCUUUAUCCCUUCCGCUGCUGCAGCAGCUGCAGCAGCUGCUGCUCUCCCUUGAGCGAAACGGAGAAACAAAUGCCCUUGUCAUCCUCAGAGGCGAAGGAGAUAAAAUAUUUUCUGCAGGUGGAGAUGUGAGGGCCAUUGCUGCAGGUAGUCCAGAGGCUGUCAUUUCUUUUUUUUCUCUCGAAUAUUCUCUCGACUUUUAUUUGGCGCAGCAAAGAGGGCCCCCAGUGGUGGCCCUCUGGGACGGCAUUGUCAUCGGUGGCGGAGUCGGGCUGUCUGUACACGGAGGGCUUCGUGUGUGUACUGAGAACACCUUGUUCUCAAUGCCAGAGGUUCACAUUGGGCUGUUCCCUGACGCGGGGAUGACUCAGGCCUUUGCUGAGGUGAGGCCUCGCGGGCUGGGACUCUUUCUGGCCCUCACGGGCGAGAAACUAAGAGCAGCAGACCUCAUGCAAACAGGGUUCGCAACCCACUACCUGCCAUCGGCCCUGCUCCCGGGAGCCAUUGCCCGCCUGCAAGAAGGGCCGCCUCUCCACGCCGACCCCAAGGUUUGGGCCUCCCAAAUUCUUGACGAAAUGCGCAGGGAGGCCCCUCUAGGGGCCCCUGCGACCCCCCCGGAAGCAGAUCGGCUGCUUCAGCCUGAUUUGCUGCAGUUCUUAGAGCGGUAUUUCGCUAACGCCAAGUCGCUGCAGAGCCUUGUGGCUGCCUUGGAAGAGAAUGCGAGUAGCAGUUGGUGCCGCAAGACCCUCAGCACUAUGCAGCGCGCCUGCCCGCUGUCUCUUGCUGUCUCUUUUAAAGCCAUUCGGGACAGAGAGAAGGCCACAGCAGCAGCAGCAGCAGCAGCAACAGCAGAGGCAGCAGCAGCGCCAACAGAGACAGCAGCAGGCGGUAUAGCCGCUUGCGGGGCCUUGGAGGGGGCGCCCAAGACAGGGCAGCACCAGCAGGAGCAACAGCGGCUGCAGCUUCUGCGAGAGGCCCUUCAGAUUGAGUUGGUGUUGAUGUGCAACAUGGCAGGACUUUCGAAUGCAAAUUUUAAAGAGGGGGCAGCCCAGCACCCUCAGGGAAGUCAGCGACGCUGCAGUGGCCCAAGUCUUCCAGUCGAGUAUUCCUUUGCGGUUAGCGAGGCUAUGAAGGCAGAAGAGGCAGAAGCAGCAGCAACAGCUGCAGCAGCAGCAGCAGCAGGAGUGGCUACUUGUCCCCAUUACAGAUGCUUAAAGGUGCCGCUUCUGCGGCUCCUUCCAUGUGCCGCUGCUGUUGCCGUUGCUGCAUGCGGGCCCCUCCUCCACUGCGGCUGCGUUGGCAAGACCUCCAUUCCUGGAUUUGCUGCCUUGAGGGGGGCCCACCAUGGGGGUCCCCGUUCAUCUUCACGGUUUGCAGCAGGCAGGCCGCGGAAAAGCUCACAAGGAUCCGCUGCAGUGAAGCAGCACCAGCAGCAGCAGCGCCGGCGGCAGCAGCAGCAGCAGCAGCGGCAGCAAGCAGGUGCAACAAGGCCCUCUGCUGCUCAUCCUGUUUCCCCUCUGUCUCUUCAAGAUGAAGGCGAAGGUACCCGUAAGAAAUCCCUUACAAGUUUUCUUGAUGGCCUGAGGCAGCAAGAGGGGCUCUGGGCCUUAGGGGGCCCCAUGGGGCCACUCCCCAAACCCAAGCUCGGCGUACCCAUUGAGGCUGCAAUUUCAAGCAGCAGCAGCAGCAGCAGCAGCAGCAAGUUACAGCAAGUGCUCAAGUCGGGAGACUACAGUCGCCUGAAGCCGUCGUUCUUGGGGUCGUUCUUGCUGCCUAUACACCGCAAGGAGGAGGUGGAGGAGCAGCACCAGCAGCAGCUGCAGCAGAAGCAGCAGGAAGCCAGUGGUGGAGAACUCCGUGAAUACUUCCCCCCCCACAUCCUUCCUGAUGCUGCUGCUGAGGAAGAGGAGGGGGCCCCACCUGUUGCAGCUGAUACAGCCCGCAGCACGCUGCGGGAGCGGCUGCUGCAGCAGCUGCUGCAGGGGGUGCUGCAGCAGCAGCAGCUGCCGGAAGUUGCUGUUGCUGGGCGCAGUAAUGUGGGUAAAUCUUCGCUUAUAAACGCCUUCUUCAAACUCUGCAGCAGCAGCAACAACACCAGCAGCAGCAGCAACAGCAGCAACAGCAAGCUUCCUCACGCCCGCUCCUCCCGCACCCCUGGGCGCACCCAGGCCAUCGAUUUUUACCUUUUCAGCGUUGCUGCAGCAGCUGCUCAGCGGCAGCAGCAACAGCAACAGAAGCUGCGGCAGCAGCUGCAGCGGGGGGCCCUUGUCCUUGCGGAUCUCCCGGGGUAUGGCUAUACAGAAGGCAUCUCCCCAGAGAAGACGCGGCAGAUAUCUCGCACUUUAGAGGUGUACAUACAGCGCAAAGAGCAGCAGCAACAGAAGCUGCAGCAAGUGCUGCUGCUGGUAGACGGCAGGAGAGGCAUGGGAGCCCACGAUGCUGCGCUGAUGCGGCUGCUGCUGCAGCAGCAAAUCCCAACAGCAAUUGCGGUCACGAAGGAAGACAGACUGAGCUCCAAGCAGCUUGUGGAUCUGGUGGAGAAUCUAUCGGAUUUCAAACAACUUCUGCUUCCCCCCUAUUUGCUGCAGUUGCGGCUGAAGCUGCUAGUGGAGCAGCAGAAACGCAACAGCAACAACAACAAAGACGAAAGCGAUGAACACGACGACACCAGCAGCAGCAGCAGCAGCUGCUGCAGCAGCAGCAUUAAUGGCCCAGCAGGCUUCUUCAGAACCGUGCAAAAUCCCUUUGCCGCAGAUACCUCACCCCUGGAACAACAAGAGCAGCAGCAGCAGCACCAACAGUCGAAGCAGCAAGUCCCUGUCUUCCUCGUUUCUGCCCGCACAGGCUCGGGCAUAAAGCAACUCUGGCAGCACGUCCUUAAAACUGCAGCAAAAGGGCCUCCUAAGGAACACGCACCAGCAGCAGCAGGUGCAACAGCAGCAGCAGGUGCAGCAGCAGACCCGACACCCUCUCCAGCAAAACGGCGCGUAGAUAAGUCAAGACGGAUGGCGCUGCUCCUGGCAGGGCCGCAGCACAUGCCAGAUGAUUGCUUCUAG
Molecule: messenger RNA, 3471 nt
Organism: Eimeria acervulina
Lineage: Eukaryota; Apicomplexa; Conoidasida; Eucoccidiorida; Eimeriidae
Product: 3-hydroxyisobutyryl-CoA hydrolase, mitochondrial precursor, putative
Exons: 10
Coding region: 1-3471 (1156 amino acids)
Biological process (GO): L-valine catabolic process
Molecular function (GO): 3-hydroxyisobutyryl-CoA hydrolase activity; GTP binding
Source: RefSeq, a predicted model, not a curated record